This is a messenger RNA of Bicyclus anynana (squinting bush brown), 1977 nucleotides long. RefSeq lists its product as uncharacterized. The record is from RefSeq and is a predicted model, not a curated record. Lineage: Eukaryota; Metazoa; Arthropoda; Insecta; Lepidoptera; Nymphalidae. Bases 71 to 1795 code for a protein of 574 amino acids. The transcript has a single exon.
ACCUAGAAUUACAAUAUUGUACCCAAUCACAAAAUAGAAAUUGCAGGACAAUAACUAUAAUUCCUCUAGUAUGGAACUACAUGAGAAACUAUUGAUAUUUUUAGACAAUCGUCAAAUAUUGACCGACAUGAAAAACGAGUGCGAAGCUUUUCUAAACACGUUAAACGAGAAAACAGUAAGUAAGUUUCCACCAUUCAGAUAUUUACUUGAGCUCGACGUCAUGGAUUUGCAAGAGUUAUUCCCCGAACUCGGGGAACAAUUGAUUAACGAACCGCUAAAAUGGCAAGGAUACUGUAAUGAUAUUCUGUAUGCGUGCCUCAAAAGUUCAGACAAUGAUAUGAAUGAGCGCGUACAGGCAUCACAAGUAGCAGUUAAUAUUAGAUUAAAGAGUUUCCCGCGUGUUUUAUUUAAUUUAAAUGUAAGGCAUUACAAUGGAAUAAUUUCUUUGAAGGGAUUACUUGUAAAUAUCUCGAAGCCGAUUAAUUAUGUCUACCACACUGUGUGGUCGUGUCCCGAAGAUUGCGAAGGUAAUGAAAUCAUAUUACAGUAUAUACCAAAAACUUCUCCCAAAUGUUAUUUAUGUAGAAGCACGCUUUUUGAAAACAGCGGCUUAAGGCGAUGCGGUGAACAAGUCGUAGCUACGUUUAAAUUCAAAAACGAUUUGCUACCUAAGAAGUAUUUAAUAAUCGACGAUCUAAUGAAAAAGCUGAAAUUGGAUGGAACUUACGUCAUAAACGUUGUAGUUUUAAAAAAAGCGACUGCUGUUUGGGGUCUAGAAGAAGCUGUUACUCACCCGGCUCCGAUUACUUCACCCAUCCCUCCAGAUGUUAGAGAACUGUUCGAGGAAUGUGAUAGAAAACCGUGGAAGUUUAUCUACUGCCUCGCAUCCAGAAUCGGCGUCCAAAUCUGUCCGUUGGAUUGUUUUAUGAAUGUAAAAAUUAAUUUAUUAUUAAGUUUAACAAGCGUGAUUGCCCAUAGUUUAACCGGUUCGCCAAUUUUACAUUGCUUAGCUGCGGGCCAUGACACUGGUUACGUAUCAGAACUGAUGAGGCAAGCGUCUCUUUUGGCGAAUGCGAACAUUUCGUUAGGAGCAACCAAUUCUUCUGUUGCAUCAGCUCUUAUAGGUGCAUCAGGAGGAGUAUGCGUCAUGCCCUUACCGUUGCAGGCUUACAGUCAAAAACAAAUACACUCGGUCGUUUUGGCCGUUGAAACUGGUGAAGUUCAACACGAGACUAAUAACGUGAAAUUGAACUGUGCAGUGUGGGCUCACGGGAUGGAUUUUAAAAAGAUUGUCCUUUACGAUAUAGCUAAAGUUUUCGGUACGGUUUGUCGCGCUGAUUUUGGUGAAUACACUGACAAAUUGGCAGAAUUCAAUCUCCAAGCAGCUGAAGAGCCGCCAAAAGUUACCAGGGAAGAAAAACAAGCUCUAAACGACAUAUCUGCCUAUAUCGAUAUAGUAGGAGGUAUAAAGGUCUCUAUAGAUAAAGACACUCAAAACCUUUUAAGUAGUUACUUCCUAGCAGCUCGUAGAGAGAGAACAGACGCUGUUUCUGUUGGGAACAUGGAGUCUUUGGUGUCUGUUUGCGCUAUGUCUGCGAGAUUGUGUCGUCGUGCUGUCGCAAAUAUUGAAGACGCAGUUUUUGCUAUUUGGUUGCACGUUAGUGCUACGAAAGAACCAAGAUUUGCUCCAGAGGAGUACCUAGAAACACCUAACGACAUAAAGAAACUAAAUGCCGUUAUCGAAAAGUUUAUAGAAUGGCUUGAAAAUUUUGCUGAUUACCGUAUUGUGAACUAAAUAAUUUAUUAUUGUUAUCCUUGUAUUUAAACUUUUGAAUUAUCUACUUUAUGAUAUUAAAGAGAUGUACUAUAAUGAGAAACUUGCAAUGUUGCAGAAAAAAAUAGGAUAUAAUUAUUUUUGCUUGUGUAUAAAUGUUUUAUACAAAUACCCUUAGUAGCCCUCAGUCAAUAUUUUUAAUU